AUGCACUCCUCCUUCACGCGGAUCCAGAACGUCUUCGGCUUCUUCACCACCGUCGCCUGCGUCUUCGGCGCCUUCAUUGCCGCGACGGACCUCUUCGCCGCCCGCAACCCCAGCGGCACCAUCACGCCCCAGAACAUCCAAGUCGUCAAGGGCCGGCCGCACUACUACUCGUCCAAGAAGGAAGAGUACGCCAUCAUCAGGUUCUCGCUCGACGCCGAUCUGUCCUCGCUCUUCACGUGGAACACGAAACAGCUCUUCGUCUACAUCACGGCCGACUGGCCCAGCGACGCGGCCCAGAAUGCCACCAACUCGGCCGUCAUCUGGGAUAGCAUCAUCACGAACCCCAGCGCCGACCACCUCCGUAACAUCGGCCCCAUCGCCAUGAAGAAGCUCAAGAAGAGUGCCGAGGGCAAGACCAUUGACCCGAGCCGCGGCCUUCUCAAGCUCAAGAACCAAAAACCAAAGUACCAAAUCACCCACCCGAGCGGGAAGCUCGCCAAUGCGCAAGACGUCACCCUCAAGCUGCACUACAACAUUCAGCCUUGGGUCGGCCUCCUCACUUGGGACAUGGACAUGGACAUUGGCCUCUGGAAGACCAUGGCCGGCGGCUUGAGCGAACCCUUCACCCUCCCCGCCAUCAAGACCAAGUCUACGGGCAAAAAGUAG
This is a messenger RNA of Drechmeria coniospora, 666 nucleotides long. Its product is annotated as Signal peptidase subunit family protein. The transcript has 3 exons. Gene Ontology annotation, cellular component: membrane; signal peptidase complex. The coding region runs from base 1 to 666 and encodes 221 amino acids. The record is from RefSeq and is a predicted model, not a curated record. Gene Ontology annotation, biological process: protein targeting to ER. Lineage: Eukaryota; Fungi; Ascomycota; Sordariomycetes; Hypocreales; Ophiocordycipitaceae.